Messenger RNA from Anguilla anguilla (European eel), 1252 nucleotides. RefSeq names its product dual oxidase maturation factor 1-like. The record is from RefSeq and is a predicted model, not a curated record. Gene Ontology annotation, biological process: protein transport. NCBI's taxonomy places the organism in Eukaryota, Metazoa, Chordata, Actinopteri, Anguilliformes, Anguillidae. The transcript is spliced from 9 exons. Bases 104 to 1126 code for a protein of 340 amino acids. Gene Ontology annotation, cellular component: endoplasmic reticulum membrane.
GUAUAAAACAGUUGAAUUCAGUUCGACGAAUGGGUUUCAGUAAAAAAUUCACAUUACCUGAAUUGUAAGAUUUUUUAAAGUGAAAACCAAAAUCCGCGGAACGAUGACAUUUUCCACCAUCCUCUAUCCAUUUUACCACGGGCAAAGAACCCCUUUCAUCUUUGGCCUCAACCUGCUCACAGUCAUACUGGUGUUUUUGGUCUUUGCCAUUAUUUUCCUUCUUAUUCUUCCAGGAAUACGUGGUAAAUCGCGACUGUUCUGGAUGUGCCGAGUACUUGUCAGUUUAUUCAUUGGCGCUGUUAUUGUGGCUGUCAACUUCACAAGUGACUGGGCCGCAGCCAGUAUGAAGACCAACACCACGUACAAGUCCUUCAGCAGUGGUUUUGUGAACGCUGAGAUUGGACUACAUGUAGGACUCUCAGGAAUCAACGUCACACUUACAGGAAACCCAGUGACGCAGCUGAAUGAGACCAUAGACUACAACGAAAUGUUCAAGUGGACAGAUAGUUUAGACGAGGACUACACAGAGGCCUUGGAGAGGGGCCUUCCCAACCCCAUCCUGUAUAUCGCAGAGAAGUUCACCGCAGGCAGCCCCUGCGGCUUCAACUUCCAGUACCUAUACUCUGGAAAAUAUGCCUCUGCCACCAUGUGGACAGCGUUCUGCUGUUGGCUAGUUGCCAAUAUUCUCUUCUCUAUGCCCGUAAUCCUCUACGCUGGUUGCAUGAUGGUUGCCACGGCAGCGUUCAUCUUCUUCUCUCUGGCCUCGUUCUCCACCAUACAGAACCUCCCGUUGUGUGUUUUUGCUAUAGGGACGGCCUCUUUUGAGAUAGAAUACAGCAGUUCAUUUUGGCUGGCACUGGCCACAGGUGUGUUGUGUGCUCUUAUUGGCAUUCUGGUGAUUAUGCUGGACUGUUUGAUCCCAGAGAAGAUGAAGGGAGCUUUCAGUGUGGGUGUGGAUGAUGAUGAUGAUGAUGAUGAAGAUUAUACUUGUUUGGCAGAAGGCUACCUAAAUUCCAACUUUCUUGAAGGAGUGACCACCACCUUUGCUGGAAACAAAAUGACAGAGGACACAUCAGAAAAAAUAACUUUGCAGUCUUAUAAGCAGAAGAAAAAACAUGCAUGCUGAAACUUGGCCUAGCCACCAUUACAUGAAGACACAGAACCUGCAAUAUCCUUCUCCAGCUCUCAGGUUCCAAACUGUGUAAAUAAUCUGUAUAUAUUUUAUGUGAUGAAUAUAAUAAAAUGUACUUUU